GGUUGGCGCACUUUCCAACAUUUUCAGAGUUGACGGCCGGUUAACGUUCGUGCAUUACCAGCCGCUUUACUCCAGCGCCCUUCGUCAUUUCACGAAGGACGAGUGAACUUCGUGAACUGGGUUCCGUGCCUAGCAGCAAAGGAAUGGGAGGUGGUGAUCAUGCCUCGGUGGAGAUGACGUCUCUCAGGGUAGCAGAGUUCUCCGACAUCCUGGACUGGAGGCCCAUGCUGUUCCCUGAGCCCAUCAUUGCGCAGAAGGCAUGCUCCCUGUGUGGCGUUGUGUACAAAAAGGCAGUGAGACUGGCCUGCAACCACAGACUUUGCACAAAGUGUUAUACUCAGUGUGUUGACAAAGGAGGCAUAUGUCCUGUUGACCAAGAACCAUUCUGCGAAGAUGAUGUCGAGCUAUUGGAGGUCUCACGCGACUACAUCCUGAAGCGUAAAGUGGUCUGUUGGAAUGCACCUAAAGGCUGCAGCUUCGUUGGCCCUGCAGCCGGCAUCUUGGAUCACUACAAGGAAUGCAACUUCAGCAUUGUUUCUUGUUGCUUGUGCCAAUCGUCAGUGUUGCAGCAUGAUAUUUUGGAGCACUUCAAGAAUGGUUGCAACAUUCACCAAGCCACACGUGAGCUUGCCGUCACACCAGACCUCAAGGACAUUGGCACAGCUUGUUUUGAAAUGAAGAGAGACAUGAAGAAGAUCUCCAAGGACCUCAUGUCAUUGCAGACCAGUUUGAACCAGUGCAGUGAAACCAUUAGAAAAGAGGGUGCGAGAUGCAAGGACCAAUGGGAGGCUGAUGCUUCUAGGCUCACUGAGAAGCUUAAUGAUCUAAACAGAGCCUGCUCCACUCAAGUAGCCCAAACACUGCAAGGGGUUUUCCAGGCAGCAGCGGUUGACUACAAAGAGCACUUGAGCACAGAGCUGAGUUUGCAAACGGAGAAAUUGACAGUGGUCUCGGAUGCAGUUCUCCAGAUUUCGCUAAGCCAUCGUAGACCUAAGAAGGUCCAUUGGUACCUUGAGCAGUGGGCAAACCUAAAGAAGCAAGUACCUAAGAAAGGACUUAAGUCCUGGGUUAGUCCCAAUAGUAAUGUGUAUGAUUACAACAUCUCCCAACUUGUCAAGCUCAAACGAAAAAAGGUUCAGGUUCACCUUGGGUGCUACAUGCAAAUACACCCUGGGGAUCAUGAUUCGCAGUUAGAGUGGCCUUUCCGCAAAACGUACACAAUCGGUGUCAUACACCCCAAUGAUGUAUCGAAGGUGAUUUCAAUCAAGGUGAUUUCUGCUGAGUUUGGUGAUUCAACAUACUUGCAGAGGCCAAAAGCCAAUAGUAAUGGAGGCCUUGGAACAGCAUACCUGUCCACUGCAGAAAAGCUGGAGAAGGAAGGGUUUAUUAAAAACGAUACACUGCACUUGUUCUUACAGGUUGAGCCAUAGUCUCCUGACACACCUUGAAAAAAAUCCUGUUCAAGGUCAUAUAGGAUGUUCGCUUUUUAACUCAAAUAUAUUUUUCUUAAAUGGGCGUCGAGAUUUAGACUAGUUCGGUUUUCACCGUGUAUUUAUCAGACUCGGCGGACAUUAAUGGAGGGAUAAUCAUCGCAACAAUUUGACUAAUUUAACUAAAUUAUCUUAAUUAACUUUUUAAUUAAUGGUUUAAGGGUCAUGUUGGAAUUGCAGUAUUGACAGCAAUUACUAUUAGAGACGAGACCAAUUGAAAUAAUUUGCGAAAAGGUAGUGGUGUUGAAGAUAUUACCUGAUCAAUUUUCGUGUUUCUUUUGCCCGGUUUAAAAAUUUAGUUUGCACAGAGCGUUGCAAGCCCUGCCCACAAUGAUGCUUGGAAGAGUGACGUCGUCGUCUCAAUCAUGUCGUCACUAUCUGGGCAGCAUGUCCUUGGUGGGUACACAGACUACGCAAGUGACUUAAACGACUACGUCGCUCUUCCAAGCGUCAUUGUGGUCAGGGCUUGAUGCGCCCUGUUGCACGCAACUUCCAAAUCAAGCGAAAGAACGUGAAAAUUGAUAGAUUAAUUCUUUAAAUUGGUCUGGCCUCUAAUAGUAAUUUCCAUCAAUACUGAAAUUCCAACAUGACCUCUAUAACCAAUAAUUAAAAGGUUAAGGAAAGAUAUAUAAGUUAGUUGGUCAACAUAGCGUGGCAAUUAUGCUCUUAUCUAAUGACUGUCAAGCUUGAUAAAUACAUGGGCAAAAUGGAACUGGUCUAACUCUCAACCCUUUUAAGAAAAGCUGUUUGAAUUUGAAUCGUACACCCUGCUUACAUGCUCUGGCUUGUUUAGCUUUGCAGGAAAAAAGCAUCAAUGUUUUUCAAAGGCUCAGGAAAGCUGUUGUUUCCUUCCCUUUCAUAUACUGUGAUAGAAGGCUGCUAAUAAAACUAGGAUUUUAAACAA
Molecule: messenger RNA, 2394 nt
Organism: Ixodes scapularis (black-legged tick)
Lineage: Eukaryota; Metazoa; Arthropoda; Arachnida; Ixodida; Ixodidae
Exons: 3
Coding region: 144-1430 (428 amino acids)
Biological process (GO): positive regulation of JNK cascade; protein K63-linked ubiquitination; tumor necrosis factor-mediated signaling pathway
Cellular component (GO): cytoplasmic side of plasma membrane; plasma membrane signaling receptor complex
Molecular function (GO): ubiquitin protein ligase binding; metal ion binding; tumor necrosis factor receptor binding
Source: RefSeq, a predicted model, not a curated record